Messenger RNA from Pseudogymnoascus destructans, 1796 nucleotides. RefSeq lists its product as uncharacterized. The coding region runs from base 545 to 1189 and encodes 214 amino acids. The record is from RefSeq and is a predicted model, not a curated record. Lineage: Eukaryota; Fungi; Ascomycota; Leotiomycetes; Thelebolales; Thelebolaceae. The transcript has a single exon.
CAGUUGUCAGACCGCAGAAUGAUGCAUCACCUUCACCACCAAAAUAGUCAUACAAAUGCCCACUUCUCGGCUUUCGAGGCGCUCCAUCUCUCCCGUGUCCAUGCCGGAUACCCGUCACAAGCCCACUCUCACGUAGGCCAAGUGGGUGCCAACGCGUCUACAAAUACAGGGUGUCCAACCAACACGCCGGUAAAAGAGCUCUAGAUAGUGGCUUUUUUAAUGACGCUGCAGGGCCAGGUGAUGCAUGCAAUAACAAUAGAAACAGCUCAGCCCCUCGGGUCUGGCCGAUUCAGAGUAGUGGCGUAGGAGGAGUCGCACUUUGUAUAUGGGUGUACAGGGAGCGAAUGUGUGGUGACUGAAGGCACGCUAUUAUGAAACUCGAGGCUGUGCAGUCCGAGCUCCCCACCACCAACCACGGAAUCAUCAUCUCUGGACGCCUAUAAAUGACCCUCAUCCCCGUCUUUAUCAUCGCCUCCAUCAAGCAAACCCCAUCUUAACCACAAACUCCAUCUCCCUUCCUCGAUCUACGAACCUAAGCAACAAAAUGUCAAGCAACGACUACUACGGAGGCGGCGGCGGCGGCUACAACCAGCAACAGAACUACGGCGGCCCUCCCCAAGGACAAGGCGGCUACCCUCCUCAACAGCAACAAUACCCUCCCCAGCAACAAUACCCUCCCCAGCAACAAUACCCUCCCCAGCAACAAGGAGGCUACCCCCCUCAACACCAAGACCAAUACGGCCAACAGCAGCAACAAGGCUACAACCAGCACGGCGGCGCACCCCAAGGCUACCCUCCUCAGGGCCAGUACCCGCCCCAGCACGAAGGCGGCUACGACAACCGGGGCCACAGCCCAAACCCCCAACAACAGCAGGAUUACCAACAACAGGGUGGCUACCCGCCUCAAGGACACCAGCAGCCGGGCCAGUACGGCGCUCCUGGUGGACAAGCUUACCCAGGCGGCGGACAAGAGGGUGACAGAGGACUGGGAGCUACGCUGAUUGGUAGCGCCGGAGGUGGAUUCUUGGGACACAAGAUGGGCGGAGGCAUGCUCGGAACGGUGCUCGGUGGUGUUGCGGGAGCUGUCGGAGCGAAUGUCCUGGAGGGCAAGCACAAGAAGCAUAAGAAGGAGAAGAAGCACAAGAAGAGGAGUGGCUCGAGAAGCAGCUCGAGCUCGGACUCCGACUAAAUGUUGGGGGUGUUCCGAGAUACUCCCAAGGGAUGGGAUCUUUGUAGUUAUGGGUAUGAGGGGUGGAUUUCUGUUGGCGCACUAAGGUGGUUGAGUGCUACGACCCGUUAUGCUCGGCCUAGCACUUUUGAUGUUUUUUAUGAAUGGGCUUAUUUCUAACUGGCUGUAUCUAUUCGUUGAGUGCGAGCGGAGAUUUCUAAUGCGGGUCAAUAGAGAUAGUUUGGAGCGAAAGCUACUCCUGCCUCAGCUUUCUUUUGAACAACGAAGAAGAACUAACUAUUGGGGUUGUCCAUAGCUCCAUUUAUUAAAUUACCCGCAAGUUCCUGUCAAUCCAUGCAUUUAUUCUGAGUGAACCACCUGCCUCGGUGCUAGAUAUCAACAUAUCAGCGCUAUAAAAUUACGAUCAAUGUACGUUUCCUGCAUGGUAAGAAAAUGCCAAUGUUUUAUCCCACGGAUGACGUGCAAAGCCCCUCGCAAACACAUGGCCCUUGGCGUGGGUUUAUCUUGCAGAUGAGAGUCUUAACUAUUCGUAGUUCCGACACGCAUAGGCUAUAUAGGGCAGCGGGGCAUGGCUGCAUCCUCGCACCAUGAUUUGCGGUAAUUAUUC